Molecule: messenger RNA, 1755 nt
Organism: Tetrahymena thermophila SB210
Lineage: Eukaryota; Ciliophora; Oligohymenophorea; Hymenostomatida; Tetrahymenidae
Product: kinase domain protein
Exons: 3
Biological process (GO): protein autophosphorylation; peptidyl-serine phosphorylation; autophagy
Cellular component (GO): autophagosome; cytoplasm
Molecular function (GO): ATP binding; protein serine/threonine kinase activity
Source: RefSeq, a predicted model, not a curated record
AUGAAUAAUAAUAUGCAAAUCAAAAAAGUAGGAAAUUAUUAUAUAUUUACUUCUAAGGAAAAUAUACUUGGCUCAGGAACUCAAGCAACAGUUUAUUUAGCGAAAAGAUCGACUGAUGAGCUCACAGUAGCAGCAAAAAUUUUUGAUAUGACACAAAAUUUUUCAGAGAAAGAUUAGGAAAGCAUAAAAAGAUAGCUAGAUAUUUUAUUUACAACAAAGCAUCCCUAUAUAUUAGAAUGCUAUGAUUUUAUUCAAACUAAGCACAAUAUUUAUUUAUUUAGUGAAUAUUGCAAUGGAGGAGAUUUGUAAUAAUAUAUUGAAAGCCGUCCUUACAUAUCAGAGGCAGAAUGUCUUGAUUUGUUUAAGCAAAUUGUUUCAGCUUUGCAGGUGCUUGAUAAAAAUAAUAUAGCACAUAGAGAUUUAAAGCCUGCAAAUAUCUUAUUGAAUAAAGGUUAAGUAAAAAUAGCAGAUUUUGGGUAUGCUAAGCGUAUUUAAACUGGAAAUAUUAAAAACACUUAUGUUGGAUCUCCAAUAUUUAUGUCUCCAUAAGCUUUAAAUGGUGGAAAUUACGAUUUGAAAAAAGCUGAUGUCUGGAGUGCAGGUGUUUGCUUGUAUUACAUGCUUUUUAAAAAAUAUCCUUUUGAAUCAUAAAAGGAGGAUUUAGAAGAGUUGAAGUAAGUUGUUUGGCAGGCUUAGCUGACUUUUCCAGAAAAUUAAAAGCGUUCGAAAUUAGUAAAAGAACUGCUUUUAAAAAUGCUCGAAAAAGAUGAGGAAAAGCGUUUUGAUUGGAAUUAAGUUGCUAAUAAUGAAUGCUUAAAUUACAAUAGUUCUAUAAAUUAAAAUCCUUUACUCAGGAGCUCAGAGCUGAAUUAAGUUUGUGGGAUUAGUUCUUAUAACUAGAAUUUAAAAGACUAGGCUCUCGUUACAGAUAAACCUGUAAUCCCUACUAAUUAGCAAACUAUUUAGAAGCACUUUAGUGACUCUGAAUUGGAUAGUACUUCAAAAUAGUUUUCAUAGCAAAGAGAAAAAUAGAAAGGAUUGAUUUUAGUUCACAAUUUACUAGUUUUCCUCUCUAUAUUCCCUUAAAAGUAUUAAGACAUAUGGAGACAGAUUAAGAUUUUUCACGAUUAAUCAAUAUUGGAUUAGCUAGGAGAAACACCUAAGAAAUCUUUGAUCUUACUUAUGUGCACUCAUUUCAUAUGUUCUAGGAUGCAAAUGCAGGAUUUAAUAUUAAGAUCAUAGAUAAUGAUUUAAUAACAUGUUAAUCGUAUAAAACCAAUUUAUACUCCUCUAUUACCAGAAUAUUUUUAACAAGAAAAUUAUAAAAGUUUUAUAUAAAAUUUGAGAAGCUAGAAUCAAUUAAUAGAUUAAAUCUCUGUACAGACAAAACCAGAGUUAAUAGAAAUUUUAAAAAAGAUAGGAUUUAAUUAAUCUUUUGAGAACAUAGAAAAAAAUGUAUAAAAUAUUAUUGAAUUAGCUAUUUUCAAUUUGAUAGAUUACAUUGAACCUGUAUGUAAGCAAGCUGUCUUGGCUAAUAAUAAAAUUAUUUUGAGCUUAUUCUCAAAUCUACUCACUCUCAUGUUCUACUAAGAAAAAAUACAAAAUAACUAAUUUGAUUUUGACACUUAUGAUCAACUAAUUUAAAAGCUUGAAAAUCUAAACUUUGCUUCGUUAAAUGAGCUCUAUAAAUAAAUUUGUGAAUAUUAAAAACAUUUCAAAUAGUAGAACGAAGAAGAUGACGAUGAUGAUAAAUGA